AUGGCAGCGAAACUAUGCUCAAAACGAUAUCAAGAACAAACUUCCGUAAAGCAAUGGCUUAUCGAUAACCAAUUCGCCCCUCUGCUGAUCGCGCAAUACAACAGUCUUACACGUACCCUCACCGCCAAGCUCACGUCGCUCUCGUACCGAGACGAGUUCACGGGGGAGUACAAUGUCGGAUUCGAUGACAAUUAUUUCGUGGUCGUUCUGAUCGCGGUGUUGACGGGUCUGCGGGAUGCUACUAUGCGGUUCGUUCUGGACCCGUUGGCGGCCGCCUGGGGACUGGGGAGGGCUAGAUCCAUGCGGUUCAAGGAACAGGCUUGGAUGGUGGUUUACUAUGCCACUUCCUGGUCUGUUGGUACGUACAUCUAUGCAUCGUCGUCGUAUUGGUUAGAUCUUGAGGCUAUGUGGACGAAAUGGCCGAAUCGCGAAAUAUCCAGCCUCAUGAAGAUUUACAUGCUGGCACAAUUGGCUUUCUGGCUUCAGCAAAUGGUUGUCAUCAACAUUGAGAAGCGGCGCAAGGAUCACUGGCAGAUGCUCUCUCAUCACGUCGUUACAAUUGCUCUGGUGUACUGCUCGUAUCGAUAUGGCCUCACCCCCGUCGGCAAUGUUGUUCUGAUCCUCAUGGACUUCAACGACUUAGUUUUCUCCAUCGCGAAGUGCCUGAAGUACAUGAAGCUACAGUCUUUGUGCGACUUCAUGUUCGGCGCGUUCGUUGUAAGCUGGGUGCUGUGCCGCCACAUUGCGUUCCCGAUGGUAUGCUGGUCUGUUUACGCGCAUGCUUGGGCUCCCACGCGGAGCUGCUUCAUUGGCUCAGGCGAGAACAUCAUUGGUCCUCUGGAGGUUCCGGCAAACGGCUACUUCUAUGUGCUUGAGCCAUUGAUCUACACCAAUGGGAGAGUAUGCUACGACUACAUUAUCAAAAUGCUAUUCACGAGCGGACUUCUGUUUCUGGAGGCACUCAUGCUUGUGUGGUUUGUCAUGAUUGUCAAAUUGGUCAUUCGGGUGUUGCGUGGUGGAAAUGCAGAAGAUACGCGCAGCGAUAAUGAAGAAGAGGAACUCGAGGAGGAUCUACCGAUCAAGGUCGAGGUUGAUGCCGAGGUACUCCAAUUCCCGAAGAAAUGUCCAUCGGGAGGGAGAGGUACAUCUUCUGUCUUUCAAUCGGCGAGGGGAAUGGCUAUUUCAAAGGAUAAAAAAGGCUGUCUGGAUAGAAUCGGGUGCGAACAGAGGAUAUCACGAUAA
This is a messenger RNA of Fusarium proliferatum ET1, 1242 nucleotides long. RefSeq lists its product as uncharacterized. NCBI's taxonomy places the organism in Eukaryota, Fungi, Ascomycota, Sordariomycetes, Hypocreales, Nectriaceae. Gene Ontology annotation, biological process: ceramide biosynthetic process. The coding region runs from base 1 to 1242 and encodes 413 amino acids. Gene Ontology annotation, cellular component: membrane. The transcript is spliced from 3 exons. The record is from RefSeq and is a predicted model, not a curated record. Gene Ontology annotation, molecular function: sphingosine N-acyltransferase activity.